Molecule: messenger RNA, 871 nt
Organism: Bursaphelenchus xylophilus (pine wood nematode)
Lineage: Eukaryota; Metazoa; Nematoda; Chromadorea; Rhabditida; Aphelenchoididae
Source: the annotation of a GenBank genome assembly
AUGGUGACGUUAACUGUUGCUGAACAACAUUCUCUCUUCGCCAUCUGCGCCCCAUAUCGGAAUUGUCUCAAGGCGAGAUUAGUGAACCCUGUUGAGAUCGAUGGACAACUUCGGACCAUCAAUGCGUCCAUGAAAUGCGAAAUCUGGAAGAAGAUUCAUUCAAAAUUCUGCGCAAAACAUCCCAGACAUUCGAGGACUACGGUGAAAGAGAUCCAGGUGUACUAUGGAUGUUGGAAACAAAAGUCCAAGAUGUUGCUCCAAAGAUUGGCUCGAGGAGAGACACUGUAUGAGGUGAGAGUCUUAUUUAUAGAUCAUGAUGACUGAUGAGGUACUAUUUUUUUAGGCUGAACUUGACUCUUUAAAAGCCAGUGGAGUUGAUCUAACCAAGUUCAAGACCACUGGCAAUGGUGCUGAUGUUCCAAUGGAACGAGAACUCGAGAAUUUGGCCACCAAUGACACCGAAAGUGCAAGCACUAUUACUGAUACCAACGACUUCUCGAUCGAAGCGCCAUUAGCCAAACAGGAGAUUGAAGAAAUCCCAACCAGCAGCUUCAAUGAUGACACGAUGAACUUCAGGAACUACACUCUCAAUGGAAACAGCAACGAUGGAAUAAACAUUACUCCAACGGUAAGAUUGAUUUCAUAAUUCGAAGGAUGAUUCCCACUUUAGCCUUUCCAAUUCAAUUAUCAAUCGCCCAUCACACCCCGUCCAUUGUGUAUCACCGAUGCUCUAAACAUCGUCGACUUCUGUCAAAAUAAGGACCUAAAAUUUGAGAUGAACGGAGAAAACCUAGUGUUCAGACCAAGAGAGCCCGAAGAAGAUAAAGCCAUCAACAUUCCCAUUCAAUUAUUCAAAGAAUUGGGAAAAUAA